This is a messenger RNA of Aspergillus aculeatus ATCC 16872, 2538 nucleotides long. RefSeq names its product glycoside hydrolase family 3 protein. The coding region runs from base 1 to 2538 and encodes 845 amino acids. The record is from RefSeq and is a predicted model, not a curated record. Gene Ontology annotation, molecular function: beta-glucosidase activity. The transcript has 5 exons. NCBI's taxonomy places the organism in Eukaryota, Fungi, Ascomycota, Eurotiomycetes, Eurotiales, Aspergillaceae. Gene Ontology annotation, biological process: glucan catabolic process.
AUGAGCGACUCACAGGACUUAGACAAGCUGCUGAGCAAGCUCACUCGUGAGGAGAAGAUCUCUCUACUGGCAGCAGCCGACUGGUGGCGCACGCGAGUCAUAAAGCGCGAUGAUGUCUUCGUUCCACACGUCAAGUUCACAGAUGGUCCCAACGGUGCGCGAGGGGGGAGCUAUGUCAGUGGCAUCAAAGCUGCCUGCUUCCCCUGCGGCACCAGCCUUGGGGCGACCUUUGACCGCGAGCUGCUCUUCCGCACAGGAAAGGAGAUCGCCCGCGAAGCUCAGACAAAAGCCGCGAAUGUCCUACUCGCUCCUACCAUGAAUGUCAUACGUUCCCCUCGAGGGGGGCGGAAUUAUGAGACUUACUCCGAGGACCCCUUCGUGCUGGGAGCUCUGGCGGCAGCCUUUGUCAAUGGUUGCCAGUCCAUUGGUAUUGCCGCCACUCCGAAGCACUAUGUGGCCAACGACACCGAGAACAACCGCAGAACUCUAACCGCCGAAAUUGACGAGCAAACUCUUCGAGAGAUCUACAUGCUUCCGUUUCAAUUACUGAUGAGAUGGGCUAAGCCACUUUGUUUCAUGGCCAGCUAUAACCGCGUGAAUGGGACAUAUGUUGCUGAUAGUCCCCAACUAGUCAAUCAGGUCCUGCGAGACGAAUGGGGCUUUGAUGGUGUCGUUGUCUCAGAUUGGAUGGGAGUUUACUCUACUGCAGACAGCAUAAAUGCAGGGGUGGACUUGGAAAUGCCCGGGCCAACGAGAUGGCGCGGGGAGAAGCUCGCGCGAGCGGUAAAUGAUGGGCAGGUAGCUGAGCAGGUCGUCGACGAGUCAGCCCGCAGAAUCUUGCAGCUUGCUUGUCGUCUCAAGAGGUUCGAGCAUCCCGAGGAACCACCCGAAGAUGCAGUCGAGAACCUUGACAGAGAUGAGUUUAUCUGUGACAGUGGUGCAGAGGGUAUGGUUCUCUUAAAGAACGAAAAUAUUCUUCCACUGCCAAAGGGUGUCACAGUGGCUUUAAUAGGACACCACGCUAUGGAAGCCAGUCUUGGUGGAGGAGGGAGUGCCCGGGUAGAUUCCCUGCACGCUGUCUCUCCCAUAGAGGGGCUCGGUAAAGCUGGCUUUCAAGUCAAGGCUGUGCCUGGAGUCCCAGUAUUUGGUUCCCUGCCGCAUGCUGAUCCUUCAAUCAUGUUUUCCUCAGAUACUAAGAUGCAGGCGAAGGAGCCAGUGAAGCUGGAAUGGUUCAAUGGCCAUGUGAUUGGUAAGAACCCGGUCUUUUCAGAGACCAAAGAGCAGGCAGAGUACAUGAUCAAGGAGAAAUGGCCGGACUACCUCGGCCAAGACUACUGCACCCGAAUGACUUUUGGUAUUCGUCCGUUAACGUCUGGGGAGCACAUCUUGUCUAUCAUUUCGACCGGGCCUGCAGUCUGUUAUAUCAAUGAUGAAAAGGUUUUUGAGAGACCUCAAGAAGCCGACUUGCGUCCAGAAUCUUUCUACUUUUUCAAAUCGAAGUUGGAGCGACGGUUUACCUACUCAAUGCAAGCAGGUCAAUCAUACACGCUAAUGCUGGAAUCGUGGAAUACCGAUCCUCUUAUUCUCUAUGCCAAGCCCCUCUUCGGUCGAAUGUUCCAAGGGUCCGCUCUGCGGUUUCAUGAGUUUAUCGAUAUCCCCAGCAGAAUUCAAGAUGCGCGUACAGUAGCACAGGAAGUGAAGUAUGCCAUCGUCUGCGUGGGAACGACCAACGAGAUUGAAUCUGAAGGAUUCGAUCGGGAGUCUAUGGAUCUGUCGUCCCUUCAGUACGAGCAGAUCGCCGCUGUCGCUGCGGUAAACCCUCGCACAAUCGUGGUCAAUUUCAGCGGAGGACCCGUUGGGCUCACCCAGUUUAUAGAUUCCGUGCCAGCAGUUGUGCAAGCAUGGUUUCCAGGUCAAGAAGCUGGUCGUUCAUUGGCACGCGUGCUCGGCGGAGACACGAACCCCGGCGGUCGUCUCCCCUUCUCGUGGCCACGUCGAGAUGAAGACAAUCCCAGCUUUGCCAACUUCCCGUGCGACGAGAACAACGUGGUCCGAUACGCCGAAGGGCUUGAUGUUGGUUAUAGAUACUAUGAUCGCCCGGAGAACCCAGAUCCACUGUUUCCAUUUGGGUUCGGCCUUUCUUAUACCGACUUCAGGGUCUUCGGAGUUCGCAUCACGGACACGUCGAUCUCAGAUCCAGAAGGCACGGUGGUAGUCUCUUGUCGGGUUCGGAACAUCGGGAUACGAAGGGGCGCAACUGUCAUUCAGUACUACGUCAGCCCGCCACGGGACCGGGUGAAGAGCCAACGACCAUUGAAAGAACUUAAAGAGUUCCGAAGAUUGAGCCUGCAGCCCGGCGAAGAGCAGGAUAUGUCUGUCACGUUGGAUAAAUACAGUGUCAGCAGUUACAAUGCUCAACAGCACUGCUGGGAGGUAAAGGAGGGUCAAUACAAAGUGCAUGUCGGGCUUUCAUCUACAGAGAUCUCUUCGACAGUUGGCUUCCAUGUUGGCCGAGGCUUCAAGUGGUGCGGUCUAUAG